Molecule: messenger RNA, 1535 nt
Organism: Mercurialis annua (annual mercury)
Lineage: Eukaryota; Viridiplantae; Streptophyta; Magnoliopsida; Malpighiales; Euphorbiaceae
Product: EPIDERMAL PATTERNING FACTOR-like protein 2
Exons: 3
Coding region: 1047-1448 (133 amino acids)
Biological process (GO): guard cell differentiation; stomatal complex development
Source: RefSeq, a predicted model, not a curated record
UCCCCAUCCAUUUUGGGUUUUGGAACCAAACUGCUUAAUCCUCAAAUCUUUAAUAUAUCACUCCAAAUUAAUUCACGCCAGUAAUAUAAUUGAAGUUUUCUCCCUUUCCUGUACCAAAUAGUUGCACACCAUCACACCAACCUACUCUGCAUAGUAGUUAGAAUUGGCACAGGCUAGCCAGUUAAACUAUCCAUAUUCAGUCUCAUUGUCUAUACUCAACAUACCUACAAUUCUUCUCGGGAACCAUUUAUUCACAUACCCUUUUCAAGAAUCAAGUUUCGAUCUACAGAAAGUGACAUUGGCGUGUGAAUUUGAGAAAUCUGCUUGCCCUCAACAACUGUUUCAGUCAAUUCUCAAUCAAACCUAAGUGAAAUCACGCCAGAUAUGAAAAUAUGCAAAAACAACCCAUGCUGCCCCUACCUCUAAUUAUCUCUUGCAUGUCUUCUCUUUUUAUAGCUUAAGAAAAAGGCAAAGAGGAUGAAACUUUGUUAUACCCUUUAGUGUUUGUUUUGGUUUGGGAUUUUUGUCUUUGUGCUUGUAUUUUUUCACUCAUACAUAAUCUUCACUCUGUUUUUCUCUCUUGCUGAGUAGUACUAGUGAGAGGGAUUUUUAGCACAUAUAUGAGUACAUUGGUUUUGUUAGUGGCUCGAGAGUCGAGGGUUGGGUUUGGUCCUUCCCUUUUCGGUUGAGGUCCUCCACUUUUUUUAAUUUUUUUGGGGGCUUGGGCGACUGAUAAUUUAUUCUCUCUUAUUUUGGCUUACACGUUGAAUCUUUGAAAGAGAUAAGAAAAAAGAGAGCCAUCUUUUUGCAUUUUGGGAGGUGGCCGAGCCUUUGUUGUUACACUUUUCAGGAUUCAGAUUCAGAUUCUGCAACUCUGCUUUCUGCCAAAAGAAUUCAUUCAAUUUAAGCCUUUUCUACAUAUUCAUUUCACUUUGCUGCCUCUUCUUUAAAAAUCUCCUCUCUUCUUCUACUAUCUUUUGUCUCUGAAUUCUCUGCAAAAAAAUUCAAACCACAUCGUUUUCUUUCUCAUUUUCUUUUAAGAAGAAAUGGGCACUACUCAAAUUUGCCACCUCUGCCAUAAAAGUAAACGUUUAAUAAUUUCCUUGCUGUUUCUCUUGCUUUCAAGCUCCACAUUCAUGGGUUUUGUAGCUCAAGGACGACAAGUUUCCAAGCUAACAGAAACUCCAGCACAGAAAGGAACUAUGGAUGAGAAGAUGGCGGUGAGAAGACAAGUAAUAGGGUCGACUCCACCAAGAUGUGAUAGAAGGUGCAAUUCUUGCGGUCACUGUGAAGCAGUUCAAGUGCCGGUAACAACAAGAUUUGUAAGCCGUAAGUCAAGAAUAUCGACCGCAAUCUCCAAUAUUGCAUACUAUAGAGGUGAUGGCGUGUCCAAUUAUAAGCCCAUGAGUUGGAAAUGCAAGUGUGGCAAUCUGAUUUUCAAUCCUUGAUUCAAACGACAAAAGGAAUUUUACAUCUAUUGUCAAGAAUAUAAAAAAUCAGAUCAAACUGUUUUUGUGCAUUGUGGAUAUGUAAUG